UAAAGCUGCUAUCAGCCGGUGCAUUGAUUUCAGUGUAGUCAGAAAUUCAUUCAGUAGAACCGGUUGAUGUGAUUUUUGCAUUGGGGUUCAUCAGUUGAGACAGUGGCGGAUGCCAAAGGAGGCAACUUCAUCGGCAAGGCCAAUCGCCAGCCAGCGCGGCUUUGGAAGCAUUAUAUUAUAUAGGUUGCAGCUGACCAUAGGAUGCGAGGUCGCCAUCGAGCCGAUAGUAACCAGGGUGCCGGAUUUCUUUCACAUAGAUACGGGAGCACCGCACAGAAUCCAUUUAGAGGGCCGAAGGUAUUGACUUGAAAUUGGCGGAAAGUGGCUUCGGGGAGUCGUAUAUCGUGACGAUGUCUUUCAUGGCCGCCUUGAUUUCCUCGAGGGUCUGGUUAGGAUCGAGCUUAGUAGCCGGCACCAUCAUCAAGCCUCAACUUCUCGGGGUUGCGGGAAGCAGCAAUCACUCGCUGGCCGCAGCCGGCCGCAUGUUUCUCAAGAACCCGGAAGUUGCACCGGUGAUGAGCCAAACACGAGAAGAAGCCAUGAUAGGAGAGGGAGGAAAGAAAUCUAUUUAGUUGAAUGGAUGGAAGCAGUUGAUCAGACGAGACAGACGAACUGGCAAGCCAUUGUAUUAUAUAAAUGGCUUAUCUCGAUGCUGCCACCAUUCGAUCAUCUGUCUCUUCUUUUCCUCUACCUUGCAUUGUAGUAGCUCUAUCGUCUUCAUUUAUUUACACUCUCCAAGCUUGAUUAGUUAUCUCUAGUGAGAGGUCAAUGCUGGCAAUGUCAUUAAGUUAACCCUUCCACUGGGCAAGAAAUCUGCCUUCACGGCUAAUCCAGCCCUAGCUAGUCCAUGUCAAGAAUGGCAUCUUUUCUUAAUCAUUCUAUGAAAUCUUGAACUUACUAACUUACAUGCAGUUAGGUUAAUAGAUGACCAAGAUCGAAGACCCUCGGUUUCUCUAGUUUUGCCUAUCCGUUUCGCAGGGACCCGGUGCUAUUAAUGGAUAUCAAAACAUUUCUUUGCUCGGCCUGCCGCAACUGGUUAGAGGUUUUGAAUUGAUAGAUAAGUGAAUGAAUGAAUGAAUGAAUGAUACCUCCUCUGCACACCCAGUUUUGAAUCAUUUGGACAAAUAGGAGUCGAUUUUCUGCUUUGAAACCGAACCUCGGGGCCGCGCUUAGUUCGACCCCUCCACGCCGAGGGUGGAAGAUAUAUAUCUUAAGAUAUAAUCUUGUUUACCCCCAGCAAGCAACCAUAUUGUGUGCUAUAACCAACCUUUCUCUGGUUGGGUGUUGGGGUUUUUUAAGCCUUUUGUUGUUUCUUAUAUUUUAAACAACUACACAUAUCGCCUGCCUAUACCAUAUCGACCUCGGGAGGAGGGGAAAAGGAAACCGGCGCGUGAGAGAAGAUAUAUAAGAAUGGCAAACGACGAUGCUGCACGAAAGGAGGCAAAAAAGGCUGUUGAAGGCUUGGUUGAGAUAUAUCACGGAAUCAUGCAGGAGAAGAAUUUUAGAGGCUACGAUAGACAGCUGAUGGAUUCCCUGCGGGUCAUCGAAGCGUAUCCCGACGGCAGAGCCCUCUGGGAACUCCCCAUUACGGACUUCUGGGCCAAUAUAAAUGGGGUGAUGCAUGGCGGCGCUUACGGUGUUAUAUUUGACAUGUGCACUGCCAUCUCCAUGAGCCCGAUUUCGAAGGAGGGAUAUUGGGAGUUCCUGGCUGGUGUCACGCGCUCACUCAACAUCUCCUAUCUGAAAGCUGUGCCUAUAGGUUCGACAGUCUACAUCCGCACCAACGUCAUCCAGCACGGACGAACAAUGGCCCUAAUAGGCGCCACGAUGGAGUCCAAGGAUGGGAAGAUAAUAUAUGCCACGGCGGAGCAUCAUAAGGUGCAUACUCCGGCUCUACCUGAAUAUUCGCAGAGGCUCAGGGAGUGGUUGCAGAGGAAGGAGAAAUCUAAGUUUUGAGGUAUAGUGGUAGUGGACGGGGAUGGUUCUGGAUAUACAGUAACAGGGUGUUCAUAUAUUUAACCUUUCUUUUUCUCUGCACUUGGCUCUUUCUUUUGAGCUCCAGGUAUAACUUUGCAGGUAGACGAGUAGAGGGCCCGAUUUUCUGGUUUCUUCACUCUAUAUAAAUCAGAGUAUGCAUGCUAAAAGGCUAAACCAAGCCACGAGCUCGCAAACGAGAAUUGAUGUGAUGAAUGAACUCGUAUUUCACAAGAAUGCAACCAUGCGAUCAUUCCGAACCAAUAAUAUAUGUAUAUAUGUACAGAGCAGACGAGAUCCCUUUUGUUGUUUUUUUGUUUCAAUUUUUCAUUAUUCUUAAGACAAAAAGUAAAAAGAAA
Molecule: messenger RNA, 2333 nt
Organism: Blastomyces dermatitidis ER-3
Lineage: Eukaryota; Fungi; Ascomycota; Eurotiomycetes; Onygenales; Ajellomycetaceae
Exons: 8
Coding region: 1411-1956 (181 amino acids)
Molecular function (GO): fatty acyl-CoA hydrolase activity
Source: RefSeq, a predicted model, not a curated record